UAGACCUCCAUGCAUUCUGCACUCGUGGACGAGCGCCCUCAUGUGGAACCACAGAAGGAAGUGCAACCAGUUUAGAAACCGGUUUUCCGGGAGUGGCAGUUCUCCCCUUAUUAGACAUUCUCUGCUUGUGCCGUGAGUUUCCCCGAGUUCGGGCUUUCAACCAAAGAUUCUAGAACAGAGCUCUGUUCUAGAAUCUUUGCUUUGACUCCCCGGAGUGUCGACUCCUUUACAUGCUUUUAUUUUGACAAAGAAAACCAGACGCAAAACUGGUCAUGUCGUCACAUCCGUUAGAGUGUGGCGUUCCCUGUAUCAGGCUGCGCUCCAGUGUCAACACGUGCAAUUAUGUCCAAAGCUAAACAAAAAAGAGCGAAAAGGCUUGGUUUCAUCGGUAAAAAGAGCAAGGAUGGAGGGCAAACCAGCACCCAGGGAAGCAGAAAGGAUCCUGGUGUGCCAAACGUUCGACACUUCAAAGAAAAUGCGCAGAGACAAGCUGAACUUCGACAAAAAAGGCUCGAGGAACUCCAAGAGAAGCAGAAACUGUCCAGGGAGAAGGAGCUCAUGAAAAGAAGGAGUUUGGACACUUUCCAGAGAGAUAUCCAGCAACGGCAGCAGGCUUUUGAACAGAGGGAAGUGGAAAUGCAAAAUUUGGAGAAGCAUGUUAAUUUUGAGAAUGAAAGUUCAAGGAAGGCGUAUUACAGGGAAUUCAAAAAGGUCAUUGAAGCUGCUGAUGUGAUUCUGGAAGUCCUGGAUGCCCGUGAUCCUUUGGGAUGUCGUUGUCCCCAGGUGGAGCAGGCGGUUGUCCAGAGUGGAAUUAACAAGAAGAUUGUUCUUGUUCUCAACAAAAUUGAUCUUGUGUCUAAGGAUAUCAUUGAGAAAUGGAUCAAGUACCUUCGCCAUGAAUUUCCAACUGUGGCCUUCAAAGCUUCUACCCAACAGCAGAGCAGAAACCUGAAACGCAGCAAUGUACCAGUCACAAAAGCCACAGCUGACCUUCUGGGUAGUAGUGCAUGUGUGGGUGCAGAAUGCUUGAUGAAACUCUUGGGAAACUAUUGUCGAAACCAGGACAUCAAGACAGCCAUCACUGUUGGUGUUGUAGGUUUUCCGAAUGUCGGCAAGAGUAGCUUGAUCAACAGUCUGAAGAGAGCCCGGGCCUGUAGUGUGGGAGCCACCCCAGGAGUGACAAAAUGCCUUCAGGAAGUGCACUUAGACAAACACAUCAAGCUUCUAGAUUGCCCUGGAAUCGUUAUGGCAACCUCCACCAGUGAUGCAGCCAUGAUUCUUCGGAACUGUGUGAAGAUUGAACAACUGGUAGACCCUUUACCAGCCAUUGAGGCAAUCUUGAGGCGCUGCAACAAGACACAGAUUAUGGAACAUUAUGGGGUUUCAGAUUUCCAUACUGCUCUGGAGUUCCUGGCCUUGCUAGCACGGCGGCAGGGGAAGCUGAGAAAAGGGGGACUUCCAGACAGUGACAAGGCUGCCAAGAGUGUCCUCAUGGACUGGACAGGAGGCCGCAUCAGCUAUUUUACUCAUCCUCCAGAAACGCACACAAUGCCUACCCACGUCAGUGCUGAGAUCGUAGCAGAGAUGGGCAAGGCCUUUGACUGGGAUGAACUAGAGAAAGGAAAUGAAGAGGCACUUGCUGCAUUGGACCCCACUGAAGUUGAAAUGGGAUUCUGCAUGGCAACAUCAGGUAUGACACAAGGCACUCAGCUGGACAUGCCAGUGGAAGAUGGCGAAGGUUUGGAAGAUUGCGAGUCUGUUAACAAAGCUGAAUCAAUGGAGGAUGAUCAGGAUCCAGAGUUUGGACCAAUGACUGUUGAAAUCAAAAGGUCCCAGGUUAAAAAUGGGAGUGGUUUGGAGGGUGCAACUCCUAAAGCUGUAGACCUGAGAGACAUCCUUGAUGUGGAUCCUCUCCAACAAGGCCAGGCUCUGUUGGCUGCUGGCAAAAAAAGGAAGGAACAGCAAAAGAGAGUAGACAAAAUUGCUGUGAAGCUCUCGGACACACUAACAUCAGCUAUGAACACUCGCUUCGCAGGGCGAGGGGUUUUAGAGACCGCCAUAGAACCGGCAAGGAUAGACUUCAGAGAUGUGAAAUUUGACCAGAACAGAGUCGUACAUGUCUACUCCAUGAAAGUUGAAACAGAAUUUGAAAAAUAUGUUAUAGUUUGUCAAUAAUUUAACUU
Messenger RNA from Alosa sapidissima (American shad), 2183 nucleotides. RefSeq names its product guanine nucleotide binding protein-like 3 (nucleolar)-like (gene gnl3l). The transcript has 16 exons. The record is from RefSeq and is a predicted model, not a curated record. Gene Ontology annotation, molecular function: GTP binding. The coding region runs from base 343 to 2175 and encodes 610 amino acids. Lineage: Eukaryota; Metazoa; Chordata; Actinopteri; Clupeiformes; Clupeidae. Gene Ontology annotation, cellular component: nucleolus.